This is a messenger RNA of Humulus lupulus (European hop), 2644 nucleotides long. RefSeq names its product casein kinase 1-like protein HD16. NCBI's taxonomy places the organism in Eukaryota, Viridiplantae, Streptophyta, Magnoliopsida, Rosales, Cannabaceae. The transcript has 17 exons. Gene Ontology annotation, cellular component: cytoplasm; nucleus. Gene Ontology annotation, molecular function: ATP binding; protein serine/threonine kinase activity. Gene Ontology annotation, biological process: peptidyl-serine phosphorylation; signal transduction; endocytosis. The record is from RefSeq and is a predicted model, not a curated record. The coding region runs from base 245 to 2365 and encodes 706 amino acids.
UUAUAACUCCGAACAUUCAAAACACAACACACAAAUGUAUGUCUUCCUCUGUUUUCACUCAAAGCUAAGAUAAGGUCAAGAGGAGGAAGAAGAUCUAUUCGCCAUCAAUCUCUUUCUCAGCUCCGAUCCUUUUUCCUUCUUUGAUUCUCGAUAAACCGAUCUGCUUCAGCUGGUAUUUUGAGUUGCAGAACAUUUUGAGGAAUUUGGGAUGUUUUAAGUGGGAUGUGAUUUGCAUGGGUUGAGGAUGCCAGAGUUGCAAAGUGGAGUGCGGAGAUCGAAACGUCUUGGUGAUCUUCAGCCUUCCCCGCAACAAAUAGAUCAGGCUGAAAAUUGGGAACUGCCUGCUCAGAAUAAAACCAGGAGAGUUGGAGGUGGAAGAGGAAGAGGUGGUAAGGCUGUUGCAAAAGGGCAGUCACCAGCAAUACUGACAAAACAGACUACAGGUGGACGAGGCCGUGGAACUAAGUUGAUUGGCUUAGACCCAAAACCUUGUGUGGUUGUUCCUAAAGCAGCUGCUUUAGUGGCUGUCAGACCGGCUUACAAUUGUCUGGAUGUUGUAGCAGACAAAGAUAUUGCAAUAGAGGGUGGUAAAAGUGCUGACAAAGUAAUGGGAGUUGAAGAAGAACCAAGCACAACUCCUGUCCCGGAUAGGGUACAAGUGGGAAAUUCUCCUGUAUAUAAGACAGAAAGGAAGUUGGGAAAGGGUGGGUUUGGUCAAGUCUACGUUGGCAGAAGGGUUAGUGGUGGCAGUGGUAGAACAGGCGCCGAUGCAAUUGAGGCGGCCUUGAAGUUUGAGCACCGAAAUAGUAAGGGAUGCAAUUAUGGGCCCCCUUAUGAAUGGCAAGUGUACAAUACUCUUAAUGGAUGUUACGGAAUUCCAUGGGUUCACUACAAGGGUCGCCAAGGAGAUUUCUACAUUCUGGUCAUGGAUAUGCUUGGACCCAGUCUUUGGGAUGUUUGGAAUUCUCUCGGACAGUCGAUGUCACCAAAUAUGGCGGCUUGCAUUGCUGUGGAAGCAAUAUCAAUUCUUGAGAAGCUUCACAUGAAAGGGUUUGUGCAUGGAGAUGUAAAGCCUGAGAAUUUUUUACUUGGUCAACCUGGAACAGUCGAUGAAAAGAAGCUAUAUCUUGUUGAUCUUGGAUUGGCAUCUAGAUGGAAAGAUGCAUCAUCUGGUCAACAUGUUGAAUAUGAUCAGAGGCCUGACAUAUUCAGGGGAACGAUAAGAUAUGCAAGUGUGCAUGCACAUUUAGGUCGAACUGGUAGUCGACGGGAUGAUCUUGAGUCAUUGGCAUACACAUUAGUAUUUCUCAUAAAAGGAAGGUUACCCUGGCAGGGUUAUCAGGGCGAUAACAAAAGUUUUAUGGUAUGUAAGAAAAAGAUGGCCAUUUCCCCCGAGUUGAUGUGCUGCUUUUGUCCAGCACCAUUCAAGCAGUUUCUCGAAGCUGUUACAAAUAUGAAGUUUGAUGAAGAGCCAAACUAUCCUAAGCUGAUAUCUUUUUUUGAUAGUCUGAUAGAACCAAUAGUACCAUUAAGACCCAUUAGAAUAGAUGGAGCUCUCAAGGUGGGGCAAAAACGGGGAAGAAUUCCUAUUAAUCUAGAAGAAGAAGAGCAACCAAAGAAGAAAGUACGGUUAGGUAGUCCAGCUACCCAGUGGAUUUCAGUAUAUAAUGCUAAGCGGCCAAUGAAACAAAGGUAUCACUAUAAUGUAGCAGACGUGAGGCUUCAUCAACAUGUAGAUAAGGGAAAUGAAGAUGGAUUAUUUAUCAGUGCCGUGGCCUCAGCUGGAAACCUUUGGGCUCUAAUUAUGGAUGCUGGCACUGGUUUUUCUUCACAGGUUUAUGAGCUGUCAACAUUUUUCUUGCAUAAGGACUGGAUCAUGGAACAAUGGGAAAAGAAUUACUACAUCAGUUCAAUAGCUGGUGCAGCUAAUGGUAGCUCUUUAGUUGUAAUGUCCAAAGGCACCCCUUACACCCAGCAAUCUUACAAAGUAAGUGAAUCUUUUCCAUACAAGUGGAUAAAUAAGAAGUGGAAAGAAGGUUUCCAUGUCACAUCCAUGACAACUGCUGGCAACCGCUGGGGAUUGGUCAUGUCCAGGAAUGCUGGAUUUUCUGAUCAGGUUGUGGAGCUCGACUUUUUGUACCCAAGUGAAGGUAUACACAGGCGAUGGGAAAAUGGUUACAGGAUAACAUCUAUGGCUGCCACUGCUGACCAAGCAGCCUUCAUUUUGAGCAUACCGAAACGUAAAUUAAUGGAUGAAACUCAAGAAACUCUGCGUACCUCUGCCUUUCCAAGCAGCCAUGUCAAGGAAAAAUGGGCGAAGAAUCUCUACAUUGCGUCGAUUUGUUACGGGCGAACAGUUUGCUAGUCGGCCGAGGAGUGUAACAUUAAGAUUGAUAGCCAAAAUAUUUGAACCAAAUUUUGAAAGCAAUUAUUUGGGAAGAAGAAAAGGUAAAAUCUUACUUGCAAAUGAGAGGAAUGGCCACUCACAUGAUAUGAAAUAUAGCAAUGUAAAAAUGAACAAGAGAAUUGGAAUUGGAAUUAGAAGCCUUUGAACCAAGCUGAGUUCAGUAAGUGACCUGGGGAUUUCAACCAACGUGUGCUUUUUAACUUAUUAUUACCAAAAAAAGAAAAAAACAAUUCUUUA